This is a messenger RNA of Rhagoletis zephyria (snowberry fruit fly), 2218 nucleotides long. RefSeq names its product serine protease persephone-like. Gene Ontology annotation, biological process: proteolysis. The record is from RefSeq and is a predicted model, not a curated record. Gene Ontology annotation, molecular function: serine-type endopeptidase activity. NCBI's taxonomy places the organism in Eukaryota, Metazoa, Arthropoda, Insecta, Diptera, Tephritidae.
CGGAUGAACGACUGGUUGAAUUCGCUGGAAAUAAAUGAAAACAAAAAUAAAAACCAACAGAGCAAAAGCAGCAAAACACACGCACAAAUAAAUCUGGGAGUAUGUUAAUCACAAAAAGCAACAAAAACAAAACGCAAAACAAUCAAAGCUAGUGUCAGAUAGUGUAUCGGCGGUUGGCUGGCAAUGACCGAGAGAUAAGACUGACAUUAAAGUGCGAUGUUGUGCCCUAAUUACUGAAAGCCUAUAAACCAACUUACAUGCAUACAUACUAUACAUGCAGACACUUAUACAUUGUGUACUUAAAUACAUUUGUUUAUAAACUAACAAAACAUAACAAAAUAAUAAAUUACAGUGUUUUGUAGAUCUAGUGCUUUUGAAAGGUAAAUCCCCUGAGUGGAUUUGUUAAAAAAGAAAUAAAAUUUUGCAUGGAGUUUGAAGUAAGUAGUUAACUAGUAGUUUAGUACAAAUGUACAGGUGCUUGUGCCAAACAGAAAGAACCAGAUCAGAAAUUAAGCCGGGUUGCUAAAAUAACAAAAAUUCGAAAUAAAAAAACAUACAAAACUAACAAAAAAACUACAUAAUUUUUUCACCCUUUUGGGCAGAGGAUAUUACUUCCUUGGCUGCUGAAUGGCUAUCGUUGGUGAAAAAUUUAACUUUUAAGAUAAAAAUAGCGACUUUUUUACGGUUCAAUGACUUUACCUCACCUGACACGUGUUACUCACCAUACACACUCGAACCACACUCGAUAAACUUAUUAAAUACGUUAUACGCACAUGCAUAUGUACCUACUACAUAUGUAUGUAUGUAUGUAUGUAUGUAUGUAAAAAUUCAUAAAUGCAUAAUAAUUUUCUACAUGCGAACUGUGUUUGUUUUUAAUUGUUAAAAACAAAGAUCAAAAUGUGCUCUAGAUAUAUUCGAAUGAGAAAAAGGGAACAUUGCACGCCGAUGCUGUUGCUGAUUGGAAGUGUAUUUGCAUUGCUUGGAAUGACAGAAGCUCAAUCGGAGGUAGGUGAUCCCUGUCAAGUCAAAGGCCAUCGUGGCAUUUGCACUGAAUCAAGCAGAUGUGUGGACUUACCACUGAUCAUGAGUCAGUUGGGCUUAGGAAUGCGUGAUGUAAGUCGGUGCGGUUUUACCACGUACGAGGAGAUAAUUUGUUGUCCAUUAUCUCCAUCUAUACCUACAACAACUAUUAGGACGCGUUCAGAUGAUCGACCAGCUGUAAGAGCCUGCGCUGAAAUCGAUGCUGAGUUACAGCCUCUCCUGACACCACACAUUCUAGGCGGAACACCCGUUGAACUUGGCGAAUAUCCGCAUAUGGUGGCGAUUGGACUGAGCACUACAGAUGAUGAUAUCGAAUACAAUUGUGGUGGUACUUUGAUUGCGAAACGUUUCGUUUUGACUGCGGCUCAUUGUUUGGUGACGCGUCAGAAACCGGUAACGGUGCGUAUGGGGGUAGUGAAUUUUACUGAUACUGAACAAAUGAAGGACGUUGUAGAGAUUCGAAUCAAGAAAAUUCACGUGCAUCCGGAGUACUCGAGCGCCAGCGUAUACAACGACAUUGGAUUGCUUGAAUUGGAAUCAGAUGUCGUUUACACAACCAAUGUAUAUCCGACGUGUCUUUAUACCGAACCAGAAGAUCCGUCAGCCAGCUCUGUACUUUAUGUCUCCGGUUGGGGUGUAAUCAAUAAGAGAACUCGUGAAAAGUCCAAUAUUUUGCUUAAAGCACGCCAGACUAUCGUCGAAAAUCAAAGAUGUAAUGAAAGCUAUGUGGACAAUGGCUUGACACGUAGAAUCAGCGUUGGCAUUAUAAGCAGUCAGAUGUGUGCUCAUGAUCCUGGCCUAACCAAGGAUGCCUGCCAGGGUGAUUCGGGUGGUCCAUUGAUUUUGGUAGUGGAUGAGGCGUUGAGUAAAUUUCGUGUGGUUGGCGUGAUUUCGGCUGGCUUCAGUUGCGGUAGCACCACUCCUGGCCUUUAUACGCGUGUGUCUGCAUUUCUCGACUAUAUUGAGAGUGUCGCUUGGCCCAGUGGUUGAAUUUGUUGCCAUAUACUUAUGUAUGUAUUUCAGGGUUGAUUGAAUAAGUAGUAGAAGAUAAGAUGACUAUGGACCACCGAAUUUCAUGCUUAAAGGACUGAAUUGUUAAUUAAUAUGAGACCUUAAUUUAAGCUUGAUUGAAUAAAAAUAUUAUAAAGUAAUUAAAUUAAGGACCGUACUACACUCU